AUGGCGAUCAAGCACAACCAGAAGAUUGUCAACAACCACUUCCGCAAGGACUGGCAGCGACGGGUUCGCACCCACUUCGACCAGCCCGGAAAGAAGGCCUCGCGCCGUGUUGCUCGUCAGGCCAAGGCUGCUGCUCUGGCUCCUCGCCCCGUCGACAAGCUGCGUCCCAUUGUCCGAUGCCCUACUAUCAAGUACAACCGCAAGGUCCGCGCCGGCCGGGGUUUCACCCUGACUGAGCUCAAGGAGGCUGGCAUCGCCCGACCUUUGGCCCGCACCAUCGGUAUCUCCGUCGACCACCGUCGCCAGAACCUCUCCGAGGAGAGCCUGGCCGUCAACGUGGCCCGUCUCAAGGCCUACAAGGAGCGCUUGAUCUUGCUGCCGCGCAAGUCCAACGCCCCCAAGAAGGGUGACACCAAGACCGACCUCUCCAAGGUCAACACGGCCACUAGCAUCUCAUCUGUCCUGCCCAUCGCCCCCACCGACAUUGCUGUCAAGGAGAUUAAGAAGAGCGAGAUGCCCAAGCCCAUCGACGGUGGUGCUUACGCUGCUCUGCGCAUGGCCCGAAGCAACAAGCGAUACCAGGGUGCUCGCGAGAAGCGUAUUAGAGAUAAGGCGGAGGCCGAGACUGCUAAGAAAUAA
Metarhizium brunneum ARSEF 3297 is the source of this 639-nucleotide messenger RNA. It is a transcript of the gene rpl13, whose product is annotated as 60S ribosomal protein eL13. The record is from RefSeq and is a predicted model, not a curated record. Gene Ontology annotation, molecular function: structural constituent of ribosome; RNA binding. NCBI's taxonomy places the organism in Eukaryota, Fungi, Ascomycota, Sordariomycetes, Hypocreales, Clavicipitaceae. Gene Ontology annotation, biological process: translation. Gene Ontology annotation, cellular component: ribosome; cytosolic large ribosomal subunit.